This is a messenger RNA of Daldinia caldariorum, 2845 nucleotides long. Its product is annotated as mitochondrial carrier. NCBI's taxonomy places the organism in Eukaryota, Fungi, Ascomycota, Sordariomycetes, Xylariales, Hypoxylaceae. The record is from RefSeq and is a predicted model, not a curated record. Gene Ontology annotation, molecular function: calcium ion binding; L-aspartate transmembrane transporter activity; L-glutamate transmembrane transporter activity. The transcript has 3 exons. The coding region runs from base 423 to 2531 and encodes 702 amino acids. Gene Ontology annotation, biological process: aspartate transmembrane transport; L-glutamate transmembrane transport; malate-aspartate shuttle.
UUUUUUUUUUUUCCCUAAUCUUCACGACCCUGCGAUUUUAACGUCUUUGCGCCCUAAAAAAAGAAAAAAGGAAAAAAAAAGAGAAGAAAUCACAUCGUCUUCAGUAUCAAUUAAUUACGUCUUUUGUCAAUGUUGACGUUUCGUUUACUGGUUUCUUUCACUUUUCUUAUUUUACUCUAGUACUUCCGCCCGUCCGAACCCCAGGUUCUCCGGAUUCACCAGUCGUUCAUAUUCACUCCUUACAUCGGCGCUCCACAAUCGACGAUCGUGAAUUAUUACUCAGAGUUGGCUUUCUUUUUUUUUUUUCAAUUCGGCGCGCUAAUCGAUAAGCCACAUUAUUACCUAUUUACUCCCUGGUUUACCUAGUGCUUUAUCACCACCGAUAGGCGUCUUCUUUUGCGUCGCAAACCAACUACCACAAAAUGUCCAAAACUACAAUUGUGAAGGAAGCGGUCAAAGAGAGCCUCCUGGGUACUCAGGAGCCCUCCGACCUAUCGACUUCCCACCGAACUUUAUUCUUACAGAAUGCGAAGAAAGAUGAAGAAACUGGAGAGUUGUAUAUGGGACCUGAAGAGUUCAUCGAGGCUAUUGCCCCGCCUAGCGAAGACUACCACAAAAUCAGUCGCGAUCAAUAUGGCCUCCUCUUUUGCGUAGCGGACCGUCAAGGCACUGGUAAGGUGACACUUCACGACUGGGCCGCCUUCGAGAACCUAUUGACAAAACCCGACGCCGAGUACGAGAUCGCGUUCCGCCUCUUUGACAUUGGUCGCACCGGAAGUGUUACGUACGAGGACUUUCGACGUCUCUAUGAAAGCAAUAAAGGUCCUGACGGCAUUCCCUUUAAUUGGGAUUGUGAGUGGGCAAAAUUAUAUAUUGGUGACAAAUCCAAGCGCCAUGACCUCUCAUACUCGGAGUUCUCACAGAUGCUCCGCGGUCUUCAGGGUGAGAGAAUCAGACAAGCCUUCCAGCUCUUCGAUAAGGACAAAGAUGGAUACAUUGAGCCUGAGGACUUUGCAAGAAUUAUCCUUGAGACCGCAAAGCACAAGCUGUCCGACCAUCUCUUGGACAACCUUACUUCCCUCUGCAACAUAUCCACUGGCAGCAGGAUUUCUUACGCAAAUGUCCGGGCUUUUCAGAAUGUCAUCAUGGAGAUGGACUUGGUGGAGUUGAUUAUACGCCAGGCUUGCAAGAAGAGUGGCGAUGGAAAGAUUACCAAAUCUGAAUUUCUGAACGAGGCAGCAAAAAUCACUCGUUUCUCAUUAUUCACCCCGAUGGAGGCAGAUAUUCUCUUUCACUUUGCUAGUCUGGACGAACCGUCCGGCCGAUUGAGUUUGGCCGACUUUGCUAAGGUUCUAGAUCCAUUGUGGAGAUACCGCAAUAUUGCGGAACGGGCCGGGCAAAGUCUAGGAUCACAAAAGGCAAAGACUGCCACACAAAGCUUCUUCCUACAAGCCGCAGAAUCCGCCUACAACUUUCUGUUGGGAAGUGCCGCUGGUGCUUUUGGAGCUUUUAUGGUGUAUCCUAUUGAUCUGGUCAAGACCCGAAUGCAAAACCAGCGAGGUGCCGAUCCUGGACAACGCUUAUACAAGAACUCAGUCGACUGUUUCAGAAAGGUUAUCGCAAAUGAGGGUUUCCGCGGUCUGUACUCCGGUGUUCUGCCUCAGCUAGUUGGUGUUGCCCCGGAGAAGGCUAUCAAGCUUACAGUGAAUGAUCUCGUCCGUGGCUUUUUCACGGACCCGGAGACACGCCAAAUUCAUUGGGGACAUGAGGUUCUAGCUGGUGGUUCUGCUGGUGCCUGUCAAGUUGUUUUUACCAAUCCUCUUGAAAUCGUCAAGAUCCGACUGCAAGUCCAGGGAGAGGUCGCGAAGAGCACACAAGGCGCCCCAAAGCGCUCUGCAAUGUGGAUUGUUAAGAACUUGGGUCUUGCAGGACUUUAUAAAGGUGCCUCAGCUUGCUUACUUCGUGAUGUGCCUUUCUCGGCCAUCUACUUCCCUACAUAUAGCCACCUCAAGAAGGAUGUCUUUGGCGAAUCUCCCACCAAGAAGCUUGGAAUUCUCCAACUUCUCACAGCAGGUGCCAUCGCUGGUAUGCCCGCUGCUUACUUAACUACACCUUGCGAUGUGAUCAAGACCCGUCUACAAGUUGAAGCACGUAAGGGUGACACUAACUACACCGGCCUACGACACGCAGCGGUGACGAUCAUGAAGGAGGAAGGCUUCCGUGCUUUCUUCAAGGGUGGCCCUGCUCGUAUCCUCCGAUCUUCCCCCCAAUUCGGUUUCACGCUUGCGUCCUACGAAGUUCUCCAGAGCAUUUUGCCGUUCCCUGGAAAGCCCAAGCCGGAACAAGUUCACACUGGUGUUGCGGAUGUCGUAGAAACGAUCAAGGAGAAGGAUAUCACAUCACCUCAUGCUCGCAGCCGAAACGCUCUGAAGAUCAUUCUCGACCUUGACGAGAACUUCGGCCGCGUUAAACUCCCCGACCAGCAGACUUGGAAGACAAUACCUACGUUCCUCGGUGGUGGGAAGUCCUAAUGAUACACUAUGUAGAACAUUUUUGCAAUUCUCAUAUUCCCUUUGAGAUGUUUUUUUGGGAGACGAUUGCAUGAAAAUGGCGUUUGCGAACAUAGCGAAGGAAUAUCUUGUAUUUUACUUUUUCUAAGACGACCAAAGUGGAUGGUGGUCAUGGCCAGGUUUGGCAUCUUGUGUAAGUAGCUAAAACGGUGCGCCAGGAUGGAUCGUGACCUUCGAGAUGAUUCUUGAAGAAAGUUAGAGAUACAAGAAAAACAGCCCUUUUGGGGGUUUUUAUGUUGUGUAUAUCUCAGAGACCAUCGGAGCACCAUAAGUCU